GCCUUCAUUCAGAGUGUAAUUGUCAGACAUACAGUACAACUUACUUGUGCUCCAGUUAUUCGAACUAAAUUCUCAUUGUUAAAUUCUAUUUUACAAGUAAAUUCAAUAAACUCAAAACUCAAAAUGCCAGAAGUUUGGGAAGGAAAAGCCUACAAGAUGACCGAAUCGGAAAAUUUCGACGAGUACAUGAAGGCAUUGGGUGUCGGAUUCGUUCUUCGUAAGAUCGGUAACUCAACGUCUCCAACCGUUGAAUUGAAGAAGGACGGUGAUCAAUACACUUUGGUCACGUCGUCAACAUUCAAAACGUCGACCAUCACAUUCAAAUUGGGCGAGGAAUUCGAUGAAGAGACUUUGGAUGGCCGCAAAGUUAAGAGCACCGUUACCGCGGACGGUAAUAAGUUCAUCCAUAAACAAGCUGGUACACCCGAAUCGACCAUCAUUCGUGAGUUCAACGACAAGGAAUUGGUUGCCACCAUGACCGUUGGAGACGUUACUUGCACUCGUAAAUACGCCGCCCAAGAAUAAUUGCAUCCAGACAGUAUUCAUUCGAAGAACAACAUCAACAACAACAAAAAAAAGGUUAAGAGGAAACAAAAAAAGAAGACCAUUCCAGUACAAAGCAGAAAAAAAAAACGUUGACAAAAAUGCAGAUACCAUCACACAUACGUCACCAAUAACAUCACCAUUGCAAACAUUUGGACUGGAUUGACAUGAACUAUAUUAUCUAUAAACUGAUUUUUUUUAAUGCGCAUUAUCUUGUUUUGGCUUGAAACGAAAAACACCACGUACUGAUAUUUUUUUUCUCUGAAACAAACAAAAACGCAAAUUAUGAUACUAAAACAAAAACGGCGAUACCAAAAUAUUCUUCUUGACUUUUUAAAUGAAUUUAUUGGUUUAAUUUUUCAUUUUUUAAAUGUUCAACAUUGAAAUAUUGAUCACCAAAACAUUUCUUUUUCUCAUUCUCGUAAAAUAAUUUGCAGUAAUUUCUUUUGACAAGAAAGUAAAACAAAAAUAACUGUAGCUUUUUUUUGUGUGAAAGUGUACGCCGCAAAGUGUACAUCAUUUUCAUUUCUCAUAUUUGAUACCAAAACUUAAAAAAUAAAUAAAUAAACUUCAUAUUUUGAAGCAAA
Molecule: messenger RNA, 1130 nt
Organism: Sitodiplosis mosellana (orange wheat blossom midge)
Lineage: Eukaryota; Metazoa; Arthropoda; Insecta; Diptera; Cecidomyiidae
Product: probable fatty acid-binding protein
Exons: 2
Coding region: 124-525 (133 amino acids)
Biological process (GO): fatty acid transport
Cellular component (GO): cytosol; nucleus
Molecular function (GO): fatty acid binding
Source: RefSeq, a predicted model, not a curated record